AAAUGUCUGGAAACUUACAAAUGAUCUCGUUAACCAUAAUCUAUCUGGUUCUUUGCCAAUCUUUCGCCUUAGGGCAAUUUUUUACGAAAACAACUAACUCUAUUCCAAGAAUGGGAAGGAGAUCAGAAAUAUCAAAUAUGCAGCAAAAUCGGCUUAACAGAUCUCUUCGAUACUUGAUGUCCAUGGUCGAAGGUUAUGACUCUGAUCGAAACGGACACUUGUCCGCUGAAGAACUACUCAACAUACCUUUCGUUCAGAUGGCGGUAGAAAAUCUACUUUCUGCUAAAAACGAGAAGAAAAAGGGUAACUUUUUUGCUUUAAGUAACAAUUUUACUUAA
Centruroides sculpturatus (bark scorpion) is the source of this 338-nucleotide messenger RNA. RefSeq lists its product as uncharacterized. The transcript is spliced from 3 exons. The coding region runs from base 3 to 338 and encodes 111 amino acids. The record is from RefSeq and is a predicted model, not a curated record. Lineage: Eukaryota; Metazoa; Arthropoda; Arachnida; Scorpiones; Buthidae.